GACCGGGGAAAGUUGUUUCCGGAACUUGUCAGUGCGAUUCUCAUCAUUCCAAACUCAAGUCUUGUUCUGUGUUCGCUUCAAACAUGUCUUGUGCGACUUUGUCCUCUGUUUGCUUUUCUUUGUGACACGUUUGUUGUCCCGAAGAUGUCCUUCUGAAGGAGCUGUCUGGCGAAUUAAGGAUGAGCUCCAAGACAGAAGACACAACAGAAGGCCGCCUUCAGGCCCAACUAGGCGAGUGGCGGGCGCAGGUGGAACACUGGAAGGGUGUGGUCACCGUUUGUGAACUGAGCAAACGGGAGGAACUGGCAGAGCUGCAGAAACAAUAUGAUCAAGAGAUCCAGUCUCUCCAGGAGGCCCUCAGAGAGAUGGCGUCGCAGUACGAGUCCAGGAUGGCUGCUCUGCUGGAGGGCAGGAGAGCCAGUCAGGGAAGUGUAAGGAAGGGCAAGAUGGAGGCGGAGGUGACGUCACCAGACAGGUUACCAGAAGACCCCCAACAGGCGGCGCAGAAUAACACGGAAGGGUACUUUUCACUGCGGAACUGCGACUCGGCCUCCUUGUCGUCCUUCUCCAUAGACACGCCUUCCUUGCCCAGGAAGGUCCACGCCCAGGAAGAUACGGACUCUCUGGUCUCCACGGGCACUCUGGUGCCAGAAGCCAUCUACCUGCCGCCCGCCGGCCACAGGCUGGUGACUCACAACGAUUGGGAUGUCCUCAACGCUCAGGUGUCGGAGUUGAGAGGACAGGUGAGUCGUCUGGAGGCUGACAAGGAGGAGCUGGAGAAAGAACUAGAAACACAGACCACGCACACACACAAACAGGUAUCGCUGCUGCAGUCUCAGGUCCAAUCAUCAGAGGCCCUUCUUCAGGAUUUACAGAAAUCUCUCAGCCAAUCACAGAGCGCAGUACAGAGUCGACUGUCGGAGCUGUGUGUGUCCCAGAGAAAGGUGUGCAGUGAUCUGUCCAGACUGAAGGGAGAGAAGGUUGAAGAAGACUCCAGUGUGUUCCUCCCGUCAUCCUUACAGGCAACACACUGUGAGGAACGUCUCCGCAUCCAGAUCGUCAACCUGAGGGAACACCUUGACAUGCGGGCAGAGGAGAACGAAGUUCUACAAGCACAGCUGUCCACUCUGAAGACAGAGGCAGAGAGGAUCCAAGACCAGAAGGAGAAAAUCCAGGCUGAGCUGCUGGCCUGUCGCACCGAACUGGACGCCCUGCGCUUGGCGCUCUCUCACCUGCAGGCCAACAGCAAAGUGCUGAGUAACGAGAAAGUGGUCCUACAGCAGCAGAGUCUGGAGCUGCGCAGCCAAGUGAUCAGCCUGCGCUCUCAGGUGGACACCAGCCAAACGGUCCAGAGAGACUUUGUGCAGCUCUCGCAAUCCCUGCAGGUCAAACUGGAGUUAAUCAGGCAAGCAGAAUCUUUGGAGAAAGUCACAGAAAUCCUGGAGGAGAGAAUCCGUGUCGCUGAUCCGCCGCCUGCAGAUGUCUCCUGACUGCUGGUCGGCACAAGUAAACAACAGACUUUUAAAGAGACACACACACUUUUAUUUUCUAAUAAACAGACUUUUAAAGAGACACACACUCCUAUUUUCUAGUAAACAGACUUUUAAAGAGGCACACACUUUUAUUUUCUAUUAAACAGACUUUUAAAGAGACACACACUAUUACUUUCUAGUAAACACACACUUUUUUUGUUCUAGUAAACAAGCACACUUUUAAAGAGACACACACACUAUUACUUUCUAUUAAACACACACACUUUUAAAGAGACACACACACUAUUACUUUCUAGUAAACACACACACUUUUAAAGAGACACACACUAAUACUUUCUAGUAAACACACAUUUUUACACAGACACACACACUUUUAUUCUUCUAGUAAACAAACACACUUUUAAAGAGACACACACACUUUUAUUGUUCCAGUAAACACACUUUUAAAGAGACACACUUUUAUUAUUCUAGUAAACACACACACUUUUAAAGAGACACACACUUUUAUUGUUCUAGUAAACACACACUUUUAAAGAGACACACACACUUUUAUUGUUCUAGUAAUCACACACACUUUUAAAGAGACACACACUUUUAUUGUUCUAGUAAACACACACACACUUUAAAAGAGACACACACUUUUAUUGUUCUAGUAAACAUACAGACUUUUAAAGAGACACACACUUUUAUUGUUCUAGUAAACACACACACUUUUAAAAAGACACACACUUUUAUUGUUCUAGUAAACACACACUUUUAUUUUUCUGGUAAACACACAGACUUUUAAAAAUACACAGACACUAUUUUCCUAGUAAACACACACUGUUAAAGAGACACACAGUUUUAUUUUUGUAGUAAGCACACACUUUUAAAGACACACACACUAUUAUUUCCUAGUAAACACACACUUUUAAAGAGACACGCACACUUUUAUUGUUCUAGUAAACACACACACUUUUAAAGAGACACACAAACUAUUAUUUUCUAGUAAACACACACACUUUUAAAAAGACACGCACACUUGUAUUGUUCUAGUAAACACAGAGACUUUUAAAGACACACACACUUUUAUUUUUCUAGUAAACACAAACACUUUUAAGAAUACACAGACACUAUUUUUCUAGUAAACACACUUUUAAAGAGACACAUUUUUAUUUUUGUAGUGAACACACUUUUAAAGAGACACACACUUUUAUUGUUCUAGUAAACACACACUUUUAAAGAGACACACACUUAUUGUUCUAGUAAACACACACUUUUAUUGUUCUAGUAAACACACACUUUUAAAGAGACACACAAACUAUUAUUUUCUAGUAAACACACACACUUUUAAAAAGACACACACACUUAUAAUGUUCCAGUAAACACACACACUUUUAAAAAGACACACACACACACUUACAAUGUUCUAGUAAACACACAGACUUUUAAAGAGACACACACUUGUUCCUGAGGGAACUCUCCUGAAGGACUCAAUAAAGUACUAUUUAUCUAUCUAUCUAUCUACACACACUUUUAAAGAGACACACACACUUGUAUUGUUCUAGUAAACACACACACUUUUAAAGUGACACACACUUUUAUUGUUCUAGUAAACACACAGACUUUUAAAGAGACUGUUACUUUCCUCCAUGAAGGUGAUUGUGUGUAAUUAUUGUGAUGUUUUGGGACCAAGGUGAAAAGUCAUAAAUGUCUUAUGAAGGACAGUCAGUCACUAGAUGGAACAUGAAGAUAAAAUUAAACAUAUUUAGGAGGACAGUCAGUCACUAGAUGGAUAAUGAAGAUAAAAACAAACAUAUUUUUCCACCUGAACAUGUGAACUUUGAACCCUGAGGUGGGAAAUGUUCUUUCAACUUGGACGUUUGUUUUCAGAGGCUAAUGAAUAUCUGGUCUGCAUAAAAAGUCUGUCCUGCAUGUGUGGCAUUAUGGGUAACUAUUAUUUGUGAAAGCACUAAUUUUAGUAGUAUUAUUUAAAUGUUGGGCCCUAUUCUUCCUUCUAUUGGUCUUCUCCCAUCAGCCCUGUGGACACGUCCAUCAUCAGGCUAAAGUGGUGAGGGACUUUCAUGACGUCUAUUUGCUUGACACUGAAAAAGAUGAGACUUGACAUUUGAAAAGUCAAUCCAGGCAAUGCUGUGGUGUGUGUAUGCACGCUACAACAGCUUCUUCUUCCUGGCUGGAUGGUGUGUGUGUAUGCACGCUACAACAGCUUCUUAUUCCUGGCUGGAUGGUGUGUGUGUAUGCACGCUACAACAGCUUCUUCUUCCUGGCUGGAUGGUGUGUGUGUAUGCACGCUACAACAGCUUCUUCUUCCUGACUGGAUGGUGUGUGUGUAUGCAUGCUACAACAGCUUCUUCUUCCUGGCUGGAUGAUGUGUGUGUGUACACGCUACAACAGCUUCUUCUUCCUGGCUGGAUGGUGUGUGUGUGUAUGCAGGCUACAACAGCUUCUUCUUCCUGGCUGGAUGGUGUGUGUGUGUAUGCACGCUACAACAGCUUCUUCUUCCUGGCUGGAUGGUGUGUGUGUAUGCACGCUACAACAGCUUCUUCUUCCUGACUGGAUGGUGUGUGUAUGCAUGCUACAACAGCUUCUUCUUCCUGGCUGGAUGAUGUGUGUGUGUACACGCUACAACAGCUUCUUCUUCCUGGCUGGAUGGUGUGUGUGUGUAUGCACGCUACAACAGCUUCUUCUUCCUGGCUGGAUGUGACAUUUGAUCUACUUGUGAUGACAACCACUCUCAUAUCACGUUAAGACUUGUUCAGUACACAAGUUAGUCAACACCGUCAAAAAUGUAAUGGAAACAACUUCUAGACGCCACAUUAUGUAUCCUAAAUCCUGGACUAUAAACCGCUGAUUUUUUCCUACGCUUUGAACCCUGCAGCUUAUAAAGGUGCAGCUAAUUUAUGGAUUGUUCUUCGCUGACGGCCAUAAUGCCAGUAGCCUUUUAGAAAAAACAAGCAAAUACGCUGAAAGGUGUGUUAUUGUUUGUGAUGUGGCGCCAUCUUUUGGACGAGUUCGCUCACUGCAAAUGCUGCAGUGUCACUCCAUUUAGUUCCUUCAACCUUAAAUACAAUUGCCAUUCCGUCUUUUAGCCGUUCAUAGCAUUACUAGUCGUAUGGAUUCUUCAUUCAUCAGUCCAAGCAACGUUUCUGAGUGUUUCCAUGCAUAUUUGUAUGUGCAUGUACUAUUGUUAUGUAAUCAAGCUAGUAUCGUUAGCAUUAGUUAAUAUGUGGGUCUGUGUUAGUAUUAUUAACUUACCAUGGCAUUCUAUUUUUUUUAUUGUUCCUGUUUUACAAAUUCCUCAGUAAAUUCAUCAAAACGUCACUGUUGAGUUAUGGAGUCUGUUUAGCUGAUUGGAGAGCUAGCUUGCGCAUGUAGUAGGUCCAUGACGAUGAGUUCUGUUUUGUUUGAUCAUCCGUUUUAAUGCCGUGUUACAGACACCAUGUGGAAACAAUUCAUGUAAAAAGACAUUUACAAAAUAUUGCUGUGUAAAUAACUCAUUUCACAACGUGUAUACCUGCGACUUAUAGUCCAGUGCGGCUAAUAUAUGGAAAAAGUCUUCUAAAAUGUAGUGGGUAUGGCUUAUAGCCUAUAGUACGUAAAAUACGGUGUGUAUUUCCUUUGAAAUAGUCACGUACUUCAAGGUGCCUCAAAGGUCUGUUAGUACCAGAAUGUUCUAACGCGGCUUCCUUCUGCUGCAUUUAUAUUUUUAGUAAUUAAUACAGAGUGGCAUUAUGGUUCUUUGAUCUCAAUUGAUGUUUGCAGGUGUCUGAAAAAGAAGACAUUAGAUGGUUUUAUUAAGUGUGGUGUACACCUUUCCAAACUUCAAGUGCAAUAUAUUGUUUGACCUGCCGGGGUCGCCAAAGUACUUGAUGGAUGAGGGAGGGACAUUUAAGCACACGGAAGAAUGGGGCCCACUUCUAGGAAACCAGUCAAUAUUUGUCACCGCCACGCCACAAAAGACGUGAUGGCGUCCAUCUUGUCAUGCUAUGUUUAAAGUGUGUGUAGCAAGUCUUCCUUGGUAAGACACAAAGUGAUGAAGUGACACCACACAACGUCUCUGAAGUCAUCUUCCAACUUGAUAUACACACAAUGACAUUUGUGCUAGCAUCAAUGUGGAACACUUGUCUUGUGUUUGUGCUCCAGUCUGUCAAUAUACGCACGUCUAAUCUGAUCACGUCAUCUUUAUUUUUGAUAACACUAUUGUAUAAGACCAGACUUGUUUCUUUCUCACUUCUUUGAAAUGUUAUUAAAAGGGAUCAUUAUAAGCACAUCUAAUACGCAAUCAUCUUCAUUUUUGAUCACACUAAGACAAGACUUGUUUCUUUCUCACUUCCUGAAAUGUUUCAGUAAUAACUUGAAGCACAGACCAAACAUUAAUAAACUUUAUU
This is a messenger RNA of Entelurus aequoreus (snake pipefish), 5881 nucleotides long. RefSeq names its product rabaptin, RAB GTPase binding effector protein 2 (gene rabep2). Gene Ontology annotation, molecular function: GTPase activator activity; growth factor activity. Lineage: Eukaryota; Metazoa; Chordata; Actinopteri; Syngnathiformes; Syngnathidae. The record is from RefSeq and is a predicted model, not a curated record. The transcript is spliced from 12 exons. The coding region runs from base 180 to 1490 and encodes 436 amino acids. Gene Ontology annotation, cellular component: intracellular membrane-bounded organelle. Gene Ontology annotation, biological process: endocytosis.